Messenger RNA from Cryptomeria japonica (Japanese cedar), 2913 nucleotides. Its product is annotated as glycine-rich cell wall structural protein 1.8. Lineage: Eukaryota; Viridiplantae; Streptophyta; Pinopsida; Cupressales; Cupressaceae. The coding region runs from base 457 to 2364 and encodes 635 amino acids. Gene Ontology annotation, biological process: mRNA alternative polyadenylation. Gene Ontology annotation, molecular function: mRNA binding. Gene Ontology annotation, cellular component: mRNA cleavage and polyadenylation specificity factor complex. The transcript has a single exon. The record is from RefSeq and is a predicted model, not a curated record.
UGAGCAGAAUUACGUUGCGGCACAAUAACUUGGACGUUGCUACAUAAAUCCUCAAAUUUAGGUCGCAUUAUCUUUAGUCCCUUUUCCUCAAACAACGCACGUUUUGCCGAUUUUGCCAGUUGUGCCUAGGCUCGCCUUGAUUGGCUUACGUACUUUUCAGUCAUCAACAUUUUCUACAUUUCUCAGGCGAAGUUCUGCUACCCAGGUAAGAGCCAUCGCGAGUUGCCGGAUGGCAUCCCAUCAAUUCUGCUCUAGGAGGGUUUUAUACACAACAAACAACUACACGCAAAUGAAAUGUCACAGUGCCUGAAGAUGAAAACGCUGGUUGUGGGUUUCUAGAAAAUCAACACACUCUCUUGUAAGAAACGAAAUUUUCUUUUCUAUUAUCAAUUUAGUGGAAAAACAAUAAGAGAGUUGUUUGUUUAAAUUACAACUGUUGUUUUUAAUAUUUAUAAAAUGGAUCCUGUGGGUGAAGAGGAAUUGGAUUACGAGGAUGAGGACUAUGUACCCAAGAAAAGUUUUCAGGCGGGAGGAGAGAUUUCUGCGCUUGCAGAAGAAGAAAUGAUGGGGGAAGACGAUGAGUAUGACGAUCUAUAUAAUGAUGUUAACGUGGGCGAGGGUUUUAUACAGAAUGUUGGAAACCCUAGUGAAAAUGAAAAUGGAGUUGAAGAAAAUGAUGGGAUGGGCCAAAUGAUCGAGUCUACUCAGAGGGUGGAUAAUGAUGGUAGUGCUGAAAAGGAGGAGGAGUACGAUGAGGGUUCCAAGGGUUUGGGUGAUAGCUCCAAGAAUCUGGGAGAAGGUUUUAAGGGCUACGGGGAGGGCCCCAAGGGCCUGGGAGAGGUCUCCAAGGGUCCGGGAGAGGCCUCCAAAGGUACUGGAGAGAGCCAGGGUUUGAAGUUGAAUCUUGGGCAGGGGUUUAGAGGGCAGGAGGAUGUCAAAAAUGGGGAUUUGGGAGGCAGAGGUUCGGGAGUUAGAGGAGGGGCUUCUUUGUUGGGUACAAAUAAGAGUCAGAGUAAGGGUUCUGUGAAUGAGAAUAGUAACGCAGGGAACAUCAGGAAUGUGGAAGUAGGGGGAGGUGGUGGUGGUAAUGGGGGGACAAUGCUUUUUGUUGGGGAGUUGCAUUGGUGGACUACUGAUGCGGAGCUGGAGGCCGAGUUGUCGAAGUAUGGGAGGGUUAAGGAGGUGAAGUUUUUUGAUGAGAAGGCCAGUGGGAAGUCUAAGGGGUAUUGCCAAGUGGAGUUCUGUGAUGCUGGUGCGGCUAGUGCUUGUAAGGAGGGGAUGAAUGGGCAUGUAUUUAAUGGGAGGCCUUGUGUGGUGGCAUAUGCUUCACCGCAUACGGUAAGGCAGAUGGGUGCUGCUCAGAUGAAUAAGAGUCAGGGACAGUCACAGGGACAAACACAGGGGCAAUCACAGCAGAGGAGGUCUAUGGGUGAUGGAAGUGGGGGACGUGGGGGUGGUAGUUCUUAUCAAGGUAGCAGUGAUGGUGGACGGAAUUAUGGGAAGACGGGCUGGGGAAGGGGUGGACAAGGGGGGAGCAAUAGAGGUCAAGGUGGUGGACAAGGAAGGGGAAGGGGAGGUAUGAAGAAUAGUGGCAGCAGUGGUGGUGGGGGUGGCAAUGGGGGUGGAGGUCUUUAUGGUCAAGGUAUCCCAGGGCCUCCAAUGGGAGGCCCUCCAGGUGGAAUGAUGCAUCCUCAGGGGAUGAUGGGUCAAGGAUUUGAUCCAACAUAUGGAGCACAUAUGGGCAGGGGGGGAGGUUAUGGUGGAUUUUCUUCACAUGGACCGCCAUUUCCUGGGAUGAUGCCAACAUUUCCUCCUGUUGGAACUGUGGGUCUUCCUGGUGUGGCCCCUCAUGUCAAUCCGGCAUUUUUUGGUAGGGGAGUAGCCGGCAAUGGAAUGGGGAUGAUGUCUAGUGGUGGCAUGGAUGGGCAUCAGUCAGGGAUGUGGGGAGAUUCUGGUAUGGGUGGAUGGGGUGGAGAGGAACAUAAUAGGAGGAUGAGGGAGUCAAGCUAUGGAGAGGAUGGGGGAUCAGAAUAUGGAUAUAGUGAGAUAGCCCACGAGAGAGGGGGAAGGUCAAGUGCCCCCAGGGAUAAGGAGAGGGGAACAGAUAGGGACUGGACAGAUAGGAGACGCCGUGAUGAUAGGGAAACAGAUUGGCACAGAGAUCGCUACAGAGAGGAGAAAGAUGGUUAUAUGGAUCAGAGACAAAGAGAACGUGACUGGGAAAAUGAAGAUGACUGGGAGAAAGAAAAACCAUCAAGAUCCCGAGGUAAAGGUCGUAUUGUGGAAGAAGAUGAUCAACGCCCACGCUCAAAGGAAGCAGACUAUGGCAAGAGACGCCGGUUACCUGCUGAUAUAACCGAAUGAGUUUGGCUCCAUUCUGUGUCUGGGGGUUGGAAUGUGAAGUCUUAAAUUCCAAUGCUCUAUUUUCACUUUUGCUGAAAUGGAGCAUUAUGAAGGCAAACAAUGAUAUUCUGACUGGUUUUCAGAGCAUGACUUAUGGACUGUAGAUUGAUAAGUCAUUGUGGAGGCAUCAAUGUUCAGAUCAGUUUUGGAGUGGAUUGGCCAACCUUUUUUAAUUCUAGUCUGUCUGGUAUCACGCUAGCAAGGCACUCACAUGCUGGGAACACAUGAAACUGAGUACAAGAGUCUUGGUGUGAUUGCAAAGAACGAGUUACUGAUAGACAUGAAAAGGAAGGGCUGGCUUCGGCUUCAGUUCUAGUAGGUGUGAAACACGGGUUGCUUCAUCUUUGAUUUUCAGAGGCAAGACUUGCUGAUCUUUCUCUUAAAGUUUCAUUAAAAAAUCAACUUUUUGAGCAACUUUAUAAUCCAUAUGUUACAAUGAUUCCUUUAACCCCUCUGGGUCAUCUGUUUUCCUUAAACUUGUUUUAUUAUAGAGAUUGGUUCUUUUUGAGA